CCUUUAGCUCCUCAUCGUGACUGUCAAAGUCUCUUGAAUCAAGACGUUGUGGUGUGUGUCACUGUGCAAAUAGCCAAAUGGGUUCAACCUGAACGGAAGACCGAUCCCCACCGAUCAAAUAACAUCGAGAGGCAGCCUUUCUCUCAGACCGGUUUUCGUGAACCCAUGAAACCCAAUCCCAGCCCUCUGGUUAACAUCGCCACAGUGAUGAAUUUCGCGGCUGAAGGGACGGAUUACGAUUCCACUUUCGAAGAGGAUCCCGAACCGACGUCCUCGGGUUCCGCGCGGAAACCCAGCCACCACCGUCGACAAGCCCACCUUCAACACAAUCUUCUGGUCAAAGAUCGACCCAAGCGAGAGCCCAAGGCCGAUCAGUCGGUCUUCCGUGAAGAAGCUAGCCGGGAUGAAGGUCGUCGGAUUCGCGCCCAAGUCCUCUCACUUUCGGCUUAUGAUCGCCAUAAGCAAUUGAUCAACGAUUAUGUCCUAUACUUUCCCGGAGCCACGGAUCGACUUCAACGCGACACUUCACGAGAUCGACGGGAUAUCGAUGUGAUCCGGGCCAAUCAUAAGUUUCUCUGGGAUGACGAAGGAUCGGGUCAGCCCCAGAGAGCCGAGACCCUCACUUGGGGUCAACGUUUGGCCCAGAAGUAUUACGAGAAACUCUUCAAAGAGUACUGCAUCUGCGAUGUGAGUCGAUACAAGGAGAACAAAGUGGCCAUGCGAUGGCGAACCGAGGCCGAAGUGAAGGCCGGCAAAGGCCAAUUUGUGUGCGGGUCUCGGAAAUGUGAUGAGAAUGCCAUUCUGAGGACGUGGGAGGUCAAUUUCGGUUAUGUGGAGGAGGCGAGGAAGAAGAAUGCCUUGGUGAAAGUACGACUGUGUCCGGAUUGCUCGUACAAAUUGAACUACUUCCAUAAAAAGAAGGAUGUGACCAAAGACAGGCAGAGUAAGAGGAACCAAGAGAAGAAACGGAAGCGGAGACAUCCAUCGGAUAGCGAGUCUCAGGAUGAGACUGGCUUGUCCCAACAAGAGCGAGAUCUCCUGGAGAAGAAAAAGAAACUGGAUGAGGAGCGUUCGGAGAAGAAGGACGCGAAGAAAGCCUCCGAGAUUUGGAGUGCACCCGUGGAAACGGAGCAAGAGAAGUCGCGGGAAGAUGACUUUUCUGAAUAUCUCGAGGAUCUAUUCAUGUGAUCCUUUCGUUCCUGCUUUGAGCAAUAUGAACGUCCAAGUGGCUCAGAAUCUCGCCACGGCCGGUGUGGGUGCCGUGAGCGUCUACUUCUUGCGAGAGUGGUUCAAGGGCGGAGUAUGCACCAGUCAAGCUCGAAUGGACGGUCAGA
Molecule: messenger RNA, 1334 nt
Organism: Tigriopus californicus
Lineage: Eukaryota; Metazoa; Arthropoda; Copepoda; Harpacticoida; Harpacticidae
Product: protein FRA10AC1 homolog
Exons: 2
Coding region: 166-1188 (340 amino acids)
Biological process (GO): dephosphorylation
Molecular function (GO): phosphatase activity
Source: RefSeq, a predicted model, not a curated record